AUGCCCCCAUCUAAACCCUCCUACGGGCUCAACCUCCCGAACAAAAAACCCCCCGGCGCACUCGGCCAAAAGCGCAAGAAAACGAUCUUCGACGACUCGGACUCCGACGGCGAGACAAACCCAAACCAAGACGGCGACAGCGGCGCCAUCGAAAUUGGCUCAAUCGGCGGCCUCGACGAGCAACCAGCACCUACAAAACCCGCACCCUCAGGACUGAAAAUAAAACCCAAGUCCACUACAUCCUCGCAGCUACCGCCGCCGAAACGAAAAGUGCCGUUCAAUGGAGCCAGUGCCAGUGGUGGAAAACUGAACGUGAAGCCCCUUGGCAAAAAGUCGAUAUUUGCGGACGACGACGACGAAGAUGAAGAUGGGGCCACCAACAAUGAAGAACAAUUAGGGAUCGGACCAGGAAGCGGGGGAACGUAUGGCCUGAACACCGCGCCAGAACAGACACAGAGGCAAGAUACAAAGGCCUACACGAAUCUAUCUGCCCUGCAUAGCAGUCGCAAACACGCACAGGAAGCCUCGGAACUCGACCCCUCGAUAUACUCCUACGACGCCGUGUACGAGAGCCUACACGCCAAGCCGGAGAAGAGCAAAGCCGCGGAGCAAGGAUCCGGCGACGUACCGCGGUACAUGACGAGUUUGCUGCGCAGCGCGGAGAUCCGUAAGCGGGAUCAGUUGCGGGCUCGGGAUCGAUUGCUAGCGAAGGAGCGCGAGGCCGAGGGCGACGAGUUCGCAGACAAGGAGAAGUUCGUGACCUCAGCGUAUAAGGCGCAACAGGAGGAGCUGCGGAAGGUGGAAGAGGAGGAGGCGGAGCGGGAGAGACAAGAGGAGGAACGACGGAGGCAGAACGGCGGGUCCGGCAUGAUUGGGUUCUAUCGGGAUGUGUUGUCGCGGGGCGAAGAGCGACACGAGGCGGCUGUGAAGGCGGCGGAGGAGACGGCGCGCAAGGUGCAGGCUGGUGAGGUGCCGGCGGAGUCGGAGAACGACGGCAAGGAGAAGACGGAGGCGCAGGAGGCGGCGGAGCUGAAUGAACGGGGGGCGCGCAUCGCGGUGAACGAAGAGGGCCAGGUGGUCGACAAGCGGCAGUUGCUGUCUGCCGGUCUGAACGUGGCGCCGAAACCGAAGGCGCAGGGUGAGGCGGCCGCGGCGAAGGCGGCUCGUCCGGCGGCUCGACCGAGAUUCGACUCUGGCCAGCAGUCGGGUGGUCGGGCUGGUCAGCGCGCGCGCCAGACGGAGAUGAUCGCUGCACAAUUAGAAGCGCAGGCCCGACAGGAAGAAGAGGCCGAGGCGGCCAAACAGAAGGAGAUCGCCGAGCGCAGCCGCAGCCAGAAGACCACGACCGACGUCUCGAGUGCCAAGGAACGAUACCUGGCGAGAAAGAGAGAAAGAGAGGCGGCCGCCAAAGGAGGUGCAGGUUCAUGA
Messenger RNA from Aspergillus affinis, 1428 nucleotides. Its product is annotated as splicing regulator NSRP1-like domain-containing protein. The coding region runs from base 1 to 1428 and encodes 475 amino acids. The transcript has a single exon. The record is from RefSeq and is a predicted model, not a curated record. Lineage: Eukaryota; Fungi; Ascomycota; Eurotiomycetes; Eurotiales; Aspergillaceae. Gene Ontology annotation, biological process: regulation of alternative mRNA splicing, via spliceosome.